Amphimedon queenslandica is the source of this 973-nucleotide messenger RNA. RefSeq lists its product as uncharacterized. Lineage: Eukaryota; Metazoa; Porifera; Demospongiae; Haplosclerida; Niphatidae. The coding region runs from base 11 to 973 and encodes 320 amino acids. Gene Ontology annotation, cellular component: nucleus. Gene Ontology annotation, biological process: cytoskeleton organization; regulation of transcription by RNA polymerase II; regulation of cell shape. The record is from RefSeq and is a predicted model, not a curated record. Gene Ontology annotation, molecular function: protein binding. The transcript has 6 exons.
GGUUAUUAAUAUGGGUGUGGUCUCAAUAGGUCAUGAUGGUCAGGUUAUUAUUUGGGAUAUGCUGGCAGCUGUUCAACUGAAGGUCUUUCAAAUUGAAUAUAAGGAUGAAGGUGUUCCUUGUAUAUUUGACUGCAAGUGGUCACCUGAUGGUCUAACUGUAGCAGCUGCUGACAUCUUUGGAUAUUUAACAAUAUUUGGAUUUGGAUCAAGCACUCCUUAUGAACAGCACCCAGAAGAGCAGUUCUUUCACACUGAUUAUCGUCCGUUAAUGAGGGACAGGAAUAAUUAUGUGGUAGACGAACAAACUCAAUUACCUCCUCAUCUGUUACCACCUCCUUAUUUGGUGGAUAUUGAUGGUCACCCGUACCCAGUGAAGUACCAGGAGAGUAUACUGAAGCACUUAAGAACAGGAACUAACGCCCACUCACUAUCAGCUGAUAGACCCACUGAUGAUACUGAGGACUAUGAUGAAUAUAUGAGGAAACACUUUGCACAGUUUGAUAAAGAACGGAAAACCUUUCAAGAGAGGAACAGGAGAUCAACCCAACCCACUGCCACGCCCAUCGAGAGUGACAUAACACCUUCCUUAUUAGGAGACGUGGCUCCACCCACUAACACAAGUACUAACGACACGACACAAGAUAACAGUGCUCCUGAUGAAGUGGUUGAUAUUAUUGAAGGAGAUGGUGGAGAUCAGAACAUUCAGAACAUGCUCUCAUCCAUAGUCUACUCACUGGGGCUGGACGAGGGGGAGACACUGGUUGCCAUUAGCAACUGGCACAAGAGGCACAUUCUACCAACAAUUGACUCCGCAACUAUCAGUUCAGAGCAGGCCAGGUUGUAUGAGUUAAGGUCACUGGAGAAUGAAUGGAUAGAAACUGAAUCAAAUAAAAUAAUACAAUUACCAACACCAGUGAGAGAAUAUAUACUGUACACUUGUACAUGUUUGUUCACUUUAAAUUGUGUAUGUUGA